Messenger RNA from Xiphophorus maculatus (southern platyfish), 2983 nucleotides. Its product is annotated as suppressor protein SRP40-like. The transcript has 24 exons. The record is from RefSeq and is a predicted model, not a curated record. The coding region runs from base 63 to 1712 and encodes 549 amino acids. Lineage: Eukaryota; Metazoa; Chordata; Actinopteri; Cyprinodontiformes; Poeciliidae.
UCACAGGUGUGUCUAACAGAGGAGACCUGGUCCUCCUGGAAGGAGGAGAAGCCUGAACAAAGAUGAAUUCUUCCGUCUCCAAAGGUGGAGCCGUUCCAGCGGGAGAUCUGCAGGUGACAGAAGAUGCAGACCUAAGCGGGAAGCAGCAAAGUGAGGGUCAGGCUGGACAGCUGACAGGAAAUGAUGAUGAUCUGAUGUACUCAUUGGACAGCUCUCAAGACAGUGAAGAUGAGGGUAUUGGCAAAAAAGCGAAGAAGAAAAAGAAGCUAAAAAAGAAGAAGAAGAAGAAGGACUCCUCCUCUUCUUCAUCGUCUUCUUCUUCCUCCUCCAGUAGUUCCUCAGACAGUGAUAGUGAGGAUGAGAAGAAAAAGAAGAAUAAGAAGGAGAAAAAAGAGAAGGUCUGGGAGAGCAUUAUCAUCUUUCAGGAAGGUCCCGAGGGUCUGGAAGAACAGCUGACUGGAGAGGGCAUGCACAUGAAGCCUGAUUACGACUCAUCAGAUGAGGAAAAUGACAAGAAGAAAAAGAAGAAAGAUAAGGAGAAAAAAAAGAAGAAAAAGAAGAAGGAUUCUUCCUCCUCCUCAUCUGACAGUGAAGAUGAAAAGAAGAAAAAGAAGAAAAAGAAAACAAAGAAGAAGAAAAAGAAGAAGGAUUCAAGUUCAUCUUCUUCAGGUAGCUCUUCCUCCUCUUCAUCUGACAGUGAGCAUGAUAAGAAGAAGAAGAAAAAAAAGAAAAAGAAGAAGGACUCAAGUUCUUCUUCUUCUGAUAGUUCCUCUUCAUCUGAUAGUGAGGAUGACAAGAAAAAGAAGAAAAAGGACAAGAAGAAGAAGAAAAAGAAAAACAAGAAAAAGGAUUCCAGCUCUUCAUCUUCAUCCUCUGAUACUAAGAAAGACAAGAAGAAGAAGAAGAAGAUGAAGAAGAAGAAGAAAAAGGAUAAGAAAAAGGAUGAAGAGCAAAAGGACCCAAGCAGUGCUCUUUCAGGUGAAGGUGGUGAGACAGGAGCUCAUGGAGACAGAGAUGCUGACAAGGACAAAGAGCUUACAUCAGCAGUAGAGGGCACUCUCUCCACCACACUAGCUGGGGGAGCACAGCCGUUUCCUUAUGACAUAGAGGAUGGUCACCUGAGUGAUGAUGAGGGAGGAGGAGGGAAAGAAAAGGAUAAAAAGAAGAAGUUGAAGAAGAAAAAGGAUUCUUCUAGCUCCUCAUCUUCUUCAUCUGAUAGCUCUUCAGACAGCGAGAAUGAAAAGAAGAAAAAGAAGAAGAAAACGAAAGAUAAGGAUUCUAGCUCUUCUUCAUCAUCUUCCUCCUCUGAUAGUGAAGAUGAAAAGAAAAAGAAGAAGAAAAAGAAAAAGAUGAAAAAGAAGAAAGAUAAGGAUUCCAGCUCUUCCUCAUCCUCAGACAGUGAGGACGACAAGAAGAAGAAGAAGAAAAAGAAAAAAAAGGCAAAAAAGAAAAAGAAGCACUCAAGCUCAUCUUCUUUAUCAUCAUCUUCUUCGGAUAGUGAGGAUGACAAAAAGAAGAAGAAGAAAAAGAAAAAGAAGACCAAGAAAAAGAAGGAUAAGGACUCUAGCUCUUCCUCUGACAGUGAUGAUGACAAGAAGAAGAAGAAGAAGAAAAAAAAGAAGAGCUCCAGCUCUUCUGAUGAAAGCUCUUCUUCUUCUGAUAGUGAUGGCAGCAAGGUACAAUGUGCAGUUAUAAAAUCAAACAUACAGUGAAACAAAGUUGUUUUACCACAAUGUUCUUAUUGUAGAAGAAAAAGAAACACAAGAAAAAGAAGGACAAGAAAAAGAAGAAAAAGAAGGUGGCCGAUUGAUCGUUCAAGCAUCUGUGUGAUUUAUUUGGUUCACAGAAAAGACUAAAAAUGCAUCAAUUGUUAUGUCCAUAUAGGAUUCCUCUUCCUCCUCUUCUUCUAGUGAUGAUGAGAAAAAGAAGAAGAAAAAAGACAAGAAGAAAAAGAAACACAAGAAAAAGGACUCGGGUUCUUCUAGCAGUGAUGAUGACAAGAAGAAGAAGAAGAAGAAGAAAAAAGACAAAGAGAAAAAAAACUCCAGUACCUGCUCAUCCAAAUCAUCUGACGGCAACAAGGAGAAUAAAGCGGAGAAGGACAAGCAGGAAAGCCCUGAAGGUGACCAAAGCAGUGAGCCCAAACCAGGGUCUUCAGACUCAAGCAUCGGCUUACCUUCUUUCUCCAGUGGUGUCAGCUCUGCUCAGAGCGGCACAGGAUCCUCGUCCUUUGUGUCUCUCUCCUCCACCGUGAAGAUGGAUCCUCCGAAACCUUCAGCCACCUAUAGUUUGUCAUCUGCAUCCAGCGGUGCUAGCUCUGAUCAGAGCGGCAUGGGGUCCUCAUCCUUUGUGUCACCUACCUCUGCUGUGAAGACGGAUCCUUCACCCACCUACAAGUCGCCUUACACCAGCACCAACCUGAGUGUUGGAGACAAAGCUCCCACUCACAGGUCCAGAAGCCCCAUGGAGGCCUUGAUGGGGAAUCCCAGGAGGUAUGGAGAUGGGACGACCAGGACCACCACCCUCUCCUCAAGUGACCUCCUGAGAGGCCCCAAGCCUUACCAACCAUAACAUGACCAGAUGAAAGCAGUGCUGCUCAAUCUAGAUCAAUGCUAACAAUGCUUUUGGGUAUGCUUUACGGCUGAUUCAAACAUGGUAAUUUAACAUACAUGCAAGUCAAAGAUAGCUUCAGCUCUGUUUUCUUCUUGAGGGUUAACAACGCUAAUAAAAAAAAAUACAUUUUGUUGGGGUUUUUUGAACAUGAAAGUGGGGGAAAUGUUUUUUUUUUUUAUUUUGAAGCAAAAUUUCAACUGCAUUAAGGAAUUUAAAAUGCUUUGGGCAAUAAAACUGUGAUGUCAUUAUUUUGUGUUUAUUGUACCCCACAAUUACAGAUGCAAGACUUUUCUAGAAUUGCGUGUCUCUGUUUGGAACAUCCAGGAUGUGCUAAACUGAUUGUAAACUUGCUAAAGAUUUAAGAUAUAAA